Molecule: messenger RNA, 4492 nt
Organism: Biomphalaria glabrata
Lineage: Eukaryota; Metazoa; Mollusca; Gastropoda; Planorbidae
Product: solute carrier family 2, facilitated glucose transporter member 1-like
Exons: 13
Coding region: 421-2109 (562 amino acids)
Biological process (GO): monosaccharide transmembrane transport
Cellular component (GO): membrane
Molecular function (GO): hexose transmembrane transporter activity
Source: RefSeq, a predicted model, not a curated record
CAUAGGGAUCUUGAGGGUUUCAUCAUCACCCAUGUGUUCGUACGCAUAGUGUCAGUUCGAAAGUGACAGUGGAUCAAGACAAGUGUUUUAUAUUUUGCUAAUUAACUACAACGACUUAACACAAACAAUUUAUUACAAUCAGUUGACGAGUGAUAUAUUCAUUGCUUCUUAAAUCGAGACCUCCCAUAAAGCAAACCAACAGAGUACCGGCCUUCCUUCGUACUCUCUCCCAUGUGAUUUGUGCUCGCGUGUUGGACCCUGUCGUAGUUGUGUAAUCUUCUGUUUAGUGUGUGAUAGUACUUGGAUACGAGCAGACUCCUUCCACAGAAGACGGAAAGGGAUUUUUUUCUUCUAUUUAUUGGAUAGACAUUGUUACCAGAUCAAGUGAUUUAGUGGCUGACUGAACACAACUGUUGUAAAAUGGGUGUACCCGAGAACGAAGGCAAGACAACAUUAGUUCUGAUUCUGAGUGUGACAGUUGCUUGUAUAGGGAACUCAUUCCUUUAUGGCUACCAGAUUGGUGUUGUCAACCAGCCAGCUGAUCUCAUACAAGCUUUCUACAAUAAAACUUACUAUGAGCGCAAGGGGGGCAAUUGGGAUAAUAUGACACGCUACAAUGAUUAUCUGCAAGAAAACAUCACAGAUGACGAAGCCAUUAUAAAGUAUUUUGGCAGCAACUCUAACGUUGUUAAGAAUGCCCCAACAGAGAACACAACAAAGCUCUUAUCUCCAGAUGUUUUUGGUGCUAAAACAGAAUUACUGCUUGAGCCAUGGGUUGUCAAAAUCUUGUGGUCAACAACUGUCGCCGCUUUUGUGCUUUUCGGUAUGAUUGGAGCAUUUUGUUCUGCCAAAGUGGCAGAUUUUUUUGGCAGAAAAAAGGGCAUGAUUAUCAUAACUGUUCUGAUGUUUAUUGCUGCCAUAUUGGGAGGCAUCACCAUCAUUGCUGCAUCUCCAGAGUGUCUCAUUCUGUCUCGAGUUUUUGUGGGCUUACAUUCUGGUCUGAACAUCACUCUAUGUCCUCUCUACCUGGCUGAGAUCUCUCCCAGAAAGAUUAGAGGAGCAAUCGGCACUUGCCAUCAGCUAGCAUGCACCAUUGGUAUCCUGGUAUCACAGAUAUUAGGCCUUAAGGAGUUAUUGGGUACUGAGAUACUGUGGCCCUAUCUGUUUGCUUUCAAUGCCAUACCAUCCCUGAUCUGCUUGGUCUUCAUGCCAUUUUUCCCUGAGAGUCCAAGAUUUUUGUUGAUUAAACAAAAACAAGAAAGCGCUGCUGUAGAAGCCUUGAAGAAAUUCCGAGGCACUGACAAUGUUUCGGAUGAAAUUGAAGAGAUGAGACUGGAGGCCAGUAAGUCUGUCAGCGUCAAGAAUUUCAGUAUCAAGGAGCUCUUGGUAGCACCCGAACUCAGAAUGCCAGUCAUCAUUGCAUGCGUAUUGCAGAUCUCACAACAAUGGUCAGGAAUUAACGCUGUGAUGUCCUAUUCUACACUUCUGUUUGGUCAAGUCAACAUGGACCCUGCAACCAUCCCUUAUAUUGUGGUAGCAACUGGUGUCAUCAAUGUCCUUUGUACUGUUGUUGCUGUUCCUCUAAUGGAGAAGGCUGGACGUCGUCCACUGUUGCUCUAUCCCAUGAUUGGCAUGUUAAUCUCCUUCAUACUCAUGACCAUCUUCUUAAAUCUUGGGGAAAACUCAGAUCUGGCUGACUCCCACAAGUACUUUGCUUACAUCUGUAUCAUUCUCAUGCAUACCUACAUUAUUGGCUUUGCUCUUGGUCUUGGCCCCAUCCCUUUCAUUGUUGUUGGUGAAAUUUUCAGACAAGAGCCCAGAGCUGCUGCAAUGAGUUUGUCUUUGGCCUUCAACUGGAUCUGUAAUUUCACUCUCAUGUUAACUUUCCCAUUCUUAAAAGAUGGCCUUGGUGCUUACGUCUACAUACUCUUCUCCAUAGUCUUGGCCUUUGCCAUAGCAUUUAUCUUCUUCUUUGUACCUGAGACCAAAAAUAAAACUUUUGACGAAAUAGCCAACUCCAUUGCAUUCGGAAAAGCCAGAGGCCAGCAGAAAUCUUUCAAUGUGGAUGAUGAGAAAGGAGGAGAAAAUAUACCUUUGGAGAAAGUCUGAGCUGGGACAAUGUCAAACUAGGCCCUAGUACCUUUCAACGUGAGACGAGAUCUUUACCUUUCAGGGGAAGCAGUGUUUCCACACCUUGCCAAUUCUAUCUCCAUGUUAAUGUUUAUUGCGUAAACAGUUGGGCUUUUUUUUAAAUUUCAAACUGUAGAGCUAAUAACUAGCUAUGUUUCUACAAAGUGGGGACUGUAUUUAAAUAGUUCACAUGUUGUCUGAUAUAUCAUGAAAUAUGAAAUGUCCUAGAAUAAAAAAGAUAAAGUUUUUGUCAUUUAAAUUUCAUUUACGUAUUUAAUUUUUUUUUUUUCCUGUGGCUAUAAAUUGUGGCGUUAGUCAUAUAGCGGCUAUUGAUGUGUAAAUAACAUGAAAAGUGCUUUAUAACAUUAAUUUAUUGACCAAACCAAAAACUUUCUUUAAUAUUUAAAAACUUCUCUGUAUAUUACCCCAUAAAGUAUCAAAAGGUCAGUGCUGGGAUUGACUUAUUUUGCAUAACUAAGCUUGAUCAUUCUUCCUGUUGUGAACAAGUCUUAAACACUACAUUCAUUCAUGGAAUGUUCAUCUCCACCAUCAUUGCGAGAGCUGAGCUUCUCACUUAGCAACUUUUAAGGGCCUGUUUGUUUAUUUAUUAUUAAAGGUAACACUUAUGGCAUACCAUGUAUCUAUUUCAUCACAGUAUAUUCUGUUCAUACUGCAAUUAUAAACAAAAAUAUAGUCAAUGACGAAAUGAAGUGAAUCAUCUUUUGAACUUUUGUUUCAAAGGAAAUGAUACUCAGAAUGGGAGUUGAAUAGUGCAGUAAGUUAGUCUUGUCAAUAUGUUCAACAUAGAAACUUUAAGAUGUUAUGAUUUCUUAUUAAAUCUUUUUAAUUUAUCAAUUGUUUCAACUGCUUCUUGCUAGUGUUAUUAGUCAUUUGAAUGAACUACAUGUCAAAAUAUUCUUUGGGUGUGUUUUAAUAUAACAGUGGGUUAUUAUUUACUUUCAGUUAGUCAUUACUUCAUUGAUACUAUUUCCUGCAGUAUUUUUUCCCCAAUGUCUUAUAUGUUUCUUCAUAGGAUGAAUAGUGUAUGUGUCGUAUGGUUUGUUGACAGACUAGUGAAGUGUUCAUAAAUGAAUGAAAUGUUGUAUGAUUGGUGGAUUCAUCUGUUUCAUUCACUUAUGAGGGUAUCAGACAAUAAUUAGUUUGUUUUAAAAUAUUAAUUUUUUUAAACUCUUUGAGUGCAUACUUAGAUAUUUUUGUUAGUUGUGUUUUUAUUCACUAUCAUUUUAAUUCACUCAAUUAACUUGAGUGUUCAUUUAAAAAGAAACAACAACAAUUCCUUAUUUUUUGGAAGCCUUGUUGUAGAGCCAUCAUAUCUGAGGCCUCAGACACAAAGGUACGGGGCUUAACUCCUUCCAGACAGUGGAAUAUUUUAGGUAAUAUAACAAAUCUCAUGAUAGAAAAUGUGUGUGUUAUUUGUACAUUGCCAAAUUGCUGGCAUUAGGCAUGUGCUGUGACUACAGCACUUAUAACCUGUUUCAUCCCACACAUGAUGGUAUUAAAGGGUUAAAUUAGUGGAUGUCCUAGAAACAUGGUUAUGUACUUUGACAGCAGUAUGCUAGUGCUGAAUGUAUUCAGUUGAAUUCAGACUUUCCAUUGAUGACUGCUUUUAGUCAGCUAUUCUGUAUUUUACUAUGUGUAUAUUUUGUACAGAAUACGUUUUUAUAAAGAUAUUUUACUUUCCAAAUGUCUUACAUAUAUUAUGUAUGAUCGCUACAUCAUUUUAAAAGUAAAUUUUCUUUAAAGAUUUUAAAUUUUUUGUUGGGCGUCAGUCUAAUUAUAUAUCAGUCACUGGGAAUUUUCCACAAAAAAAAAUAAUUUAUAUUUUCAUAUUAUAUAUUGUGCAGAUGUUUUAAACCGUAGUUUUGCUGUGUUUAGAUUUUUAAAAAAUAUAUUAUUAUGUGAAAAAAAUGCUUGGCCAUUGCUAAAAAAAAAAUCCUUUCUGUCUCAGUAUGUUAGCUUGAUUCUUCCUGGCUAGUUCUUUGUAGUGUUCAUUGUUAGGCCAUUUGUGUUUUAUUAGUGAUGGUUGUGAAAAAUUAUGUUGAAUGAUUAGGAAAAGUUUUGACUCAUAAAUAUAAAAAUGUCUGAAUGUAUAAAAUGCAAUCAUUUAUAUAAACAGAGGCAUGUGUAAAAAAAUAAAUCAUAUUACUACAUUUAUUAGAAUGACGCAGAUUAUGUUACAAGUGUAUUAGAAACAAAAGAAAUAAAAACUGUACAUUUAUAUACAUUUAAAAAAAAAAUGUAUUAGGAGCUAUUCUUUAGUUUUGCAUGCAAAUGUCCAUUGUUCUGUCACUAUUUGUGUUCCAUUGUUUGUCUUAAUAAAAGAUGUUUUAUUAUAGAAUUA